This is a messenger RNA of Drosophila nasuta, 1416 nucleotides long. RefSeq lists its product as uncharacterized. Lineage: Eukaryota; Metazoa; Arthropoda; Insecta; Diptera; Drosophilidae. The transcript is spliced from 3 exons. The coding region runs from base 1 to 1416 and encodes 471 amino acids. The record is from RefSeq and is a predicted model, not a curated record. Gene Ontology annotation, molecular function: catalytic activity.
AUGGGGAACCAGUGGCUAUACAGCUGUUAUCUGGCUCCCAGUCUCACCAUCUCAGAAUUCGCAUCCGUCAUGGAGGAGAUAGCACUCGAUGUAAGGGGAAAGCCACAGGUGAUCAUCGCUGGUGACUUCAAUGCCUGGGCGGAGGAAUGGGGUAGCAGCCGGACAAACGCCCGAGGACAAACAGUGUUGGAAGCCCUUGCCACAUUAGACCUGGCCCUCAUGAACCAUGGCAGCCAACACACUUUCACCAGAGCUGGCACUGGAUCGGUUAUAGAUCUAGCAUUCGUUAGCUAUCCAAUUGCUAGAUCAGCGAAAUGGGCCAUUAGCAAUGUCUACACAGCGAGUGAUCAUAGGGCGAUCACGAUAGAUUUGGACCAUACCGAGUCACCGCGAGCAAAUGGAUUACAGGGCGGAAAGGCUUACAAAGUUGACACCCUGGACCCGGAAGCUUUCGCUGGAUCCUUUGCAGUUCCCAACUGGAGUGACAACGCAGAGGUAAGCGCCGAGCUGCUCAUGCGUUCAAUAACGGAUGCCUGCGACGCUAGCAUGGCGGUGCGAAGAUCGUGCAAAAUACACCACGUACCAGUAUACUGGUGGAACCAGCAGAUCGCAGACGUAAGAAGGCGAUUGCCUAGAGAGAAGGGCGUCCUAAACGGCAUAGUGGAUGCUCUGUUCACGGGCUCAUUCACUGUUCCAUCAGUGGAAGAUCACGUAGAGCACCGGCUCUAUACGGAGGUCCCAGAGGUUACAGUAGAGGAAGUAAUGCUGGCAGCGGCAAGGAAUCAAGGACUCCAAGUCACCUGGGCCGGACGCGAUCCCAAAUUGCGCGCUGAAGAUGGCGAUCAGGCUCCAUCCGCAGUGCUUUACAGAAAUUUUGGACAGUGUAUGAGGCAAGGUGUCUUUCCCCGCCCAUGGAAACUGCAGAAUCUGGUGCUGAUCCCAAAGCCGAACAAGCCACUAGAUUCGCCGUCGUCCUACCGACCGAUUUGUCUGCUUGAUACAACAGGCAAAAUAUUGAGAGGCUGCUCACAAGUAACGGACAUAGCAAGGAGAGCCAUAGCAGGCAGAAGAUGGCGUGGUGAUGCAAAGGAGUACUGCAUAGUCAUGACUCUGGACGUCAAGAACGCCUUCAAUUCUGCAAACUGGAGCUGCAUUAUAGGCGCCUUAAGGCGGUUCAACACCCCGAGCUACCUAAUGGAAAUAAUUGAGGACUACUUCAGGAAACGCAUUCUGAGAUAUAGAACGGAUAACGGAACCAAAUCGUUCAACAUCACUGGAGGAGUACCGCAAGGAUCAGUGUUGGGCCCGCUACUAUGGAACAUCAUGUACGAUGGCAUAUUGCGGCUCGACGUUCCAGAGUCUGCAACCAUUGUCGGCUUUGCAGACGAUGUGGCCUUAGUGGUGACAGCGAAAUAA